AUGGUCGAAAAUGGUGGUGAGGAAAUGGCACGUUCCAUGUGGCAGAAACUGGUCUCCUCAGAGGCAGCCAUCUACCAAGAUCACAAGAUCUUUCUGAUAGUCGACGGGUUGAAUAAAAUCAACCCGGCGGAGUCUACGAAGGUCAUCACUGCUCUGAAAGAAUGGGCGCAUCUCGCCAACGGGAAUGUCAAGAUCUGUAUAUCCAGCUGCGGGGAGAAGGUGUUCCAGGAGGCAUUGGGAUCCUCUCCCGGGUACAAUCUCGACAAGGUCAACUUCAUCAACCUCUUAUGGCUUUUCCAGUGCAUGGAAUGGCUGGUCGCACAGGAGAUUCCUUUCUUUUGUGAGCAUGUUGGCGAGCUUGACGCUGCGCUUAAGAAGCUUUCCGAGCGUCGGUGGCUGGAGUCCUGUGAGCCGCGGGAACUCACGCUCACGCCUUCGGAAAGGGACUGCCUCAAGGCGAUCUUCGUUGAUAUGGAGGAGUCGCAACGUGAAUCGCGAUACUUUUGACGGUCUUGCCUCGUUGGAAGGCUAGAGCUUUUCAGUUUUCAGGGAUAAAUAUACUAUACCAAUAGACUUCGCUUCGGAAAUUAUAUGCACUGUGAUUGAUACCGACCUGGAGUGGGUUUUCCUUUCUCUGGUUUGCACUCUUUGUUGUUUAUCGCUUUGUCUUUUCCUCCUACGUCGUCGUGUAUAUGUAAGUAGGUGUAUCGGUGGGAUUGACCUCUGGGAGCGACUGCAGAUCCAUUUGGUGUACUGUACAGCGAUUGGUAUUAACGGUAUAUGUUUAUGGAAACAGUGGCGCAGAGGAAACAUGUCUCGUUUGAGAAUCACGCCCCGGCGCUCGCUCGCUUGCUUGGGUUCUUGUCCGGGAUUGAUUCGGUCAGAC
Molecule: messenger RNA, 886 nt
Organism: Aspergillus homomorphus CBS 101889
Lineage: Eukaryota; Fungi; Ascomycota; Eurotiomycetes; Eurotiales; Aspergillaceae
Exons: 2
Coding region: 1-507 (168 amino acids)
Source: RefSeq, a predicted model, not a curated record